AUGGGAAAGGGCCUUGUGAUUAUGGAUUAUCCUGGCCAAGUUUUAGUGAGACCGAAGAACAAAAGAACCAUCAAGCAUUUGGAAGCCCCCAUAGAUUAUGCCGACACACACAAUGACUCUGAACAGAAACAGCAGUGUGCUGUGAAUGACAUCGCUGAGACCCCCGCUGAACAGACGUGUCCCACAUCAGAGGAGGCCUGGCUGAGCUACUGGCAGCAGCAUGGGGAGGGCCUGCUGUGGCAGAGCUGGCUGGAGAAACAACCUGAAAUCUCCAGCAGUACAGCACAGGAAUGUUCCCGCUCAGAGGCAGACUGGGACGAGCACUACCAACAAACAUACCAGUACUACUGGGAACAGUUUCACUACUGGGCCACCCAGGGUUGCAUAGUGGACGAGACCUACAGCCCCACCGCUGCUUCUGAGGAAUAUCAGGGCAUCCGAGGAGAAACAGAGGCACUCAAGUCGAAUCAGAUAGAAGAAAGAUCGAGUGUUACACAACUCAUAAACAGCCUGAGCUUACUGACUGAGGAAGUUGACGGCGAGGAUGGCGACCAGCAGUUUUUGGUCUGUAACUGUGUUGAUGAGCCCUGUGAUGGUGGAAACCGCAAAAGGCCAUCGUCACGUACAGCCUGCACUGACAGUUCUGAUGGCAGCAUGAAACAGACCUCUGCGCCAUUGCGUAAUUGGAGUGGACAGCCCAUAAAGAGCAGAUCUAACGAUGAGGAUCAGAGUGAUGAUGAUGAACCUCCAGGGAACAGAUGAGCUAAAGUGAAGAGAGCUCAUGAGCUGGAUGUUGAGGAGCUUGCAGAGGUGCCAGUUGAGGAGGCGUGGGAUGCUCUCGGUCCGAGACGUGGUCCACAGCCCAAGUUUGACAGCAUUGUGAAGCUGAAACAAGGCCAAGCUCCAUAUGCUGGCAGAAGGAGUGAGGAGAACAGAAAGCCUUCCAAGGAAAGAAAAAAAGCAGCCUGCAAAAUCAACAAGCACAUCUUCUUUACUGAUGAUGGACCACAAACCACAAAGCCACAGAUCAGCAAAGUCCUUCA
Molecule: messenger RNA, 1043 nt
Organism: Sinocyclocheilus grahami
Lineage: Eukaryota; Metazoa; Chordata; Actinopteri; Cypriniformes; Cyprinidae
Product: trimethylguanosine synthase-like
Exons: 5
Coding region: 1-762 (253 amino acids)
Source: RefSeq, a predicted model, not a curated record